Molecule: messenger RNA, 9493 nt
Organism: Cuculus canorus (common cuckoo)
Lineage: Eukaryota; Metazoa; Chordata; Aves; Cuculiformes; Cuculidae
Gene: PPARA
Product: peroxisome proliferator activated receptor alpha
Exons: 8
Coding region: 545-1951 (468 amino acids)
Biological process (GO): cell differentiation; regulation of lipid metabolic process; hormone-mediated signaling pathway
Cellular component (GO): nucleus
Molecular function (GO): zinc ion binding; RNA polymerase II cis-regulatory region sequence-specific DNA binding; nuclear receptor activity
Source: RefSeq, a predicted model, not a curated record
CCCUCCAUCCCAUCCUUAGUCAUCCGGGAGCCUAAGCUGCCUGCCCGGCCCCGUCCCGCCGCUCCCAUGCGGGCUGGGAGCGACACCCGGCAUCCCCCCCUGCAUCCCUCCCUUGCCCUGCAUCCCUCCCUCCCCCUGGUACCCGGGAGCGCGGCCGGGUGAUGCCCCCGCCUCGCUAACGCCGUGGCCCCUUCGCUAAUGAUCUUUCACCCCCCCUCUAUUUUUUUAUAUCUAUUUGAUAUCUAUUUUGUGUAUUUCGAAGCCCCCGGCGGUGGCGGAGGAGGCAUUAAGGCAGCCUGGGAGAUGCUGUAGCCCAUCCCGCUGCUUUGCGGGGGCUUCGGGCGCGGGGGCGAAAGGACGAGCCUGGGAAGCUGGCGUUGAAAGGAUAUCAGCAGCUUUUUAUUAAUGAAGAGCCACUUAUUAUAACCAAUGUGCACGUGAAAUGGAAAGGGAAAAGAUUCCAGAAAAUGACUUCUGUUUCAACCUUGCAAGAUGCUGCAUGAAGUGCAUAAAGAAGUUUAAGUGACUGCUCUACUUCAUCAAAAUGGUGGACACUGAAAACCAGCUCUAUCCUCUUACUCCGUUGGAGGAGGACGAUAUAGGCAGCCCUUUAUCUGGAGAGUUCCUACAAGAUAUGGAGAACAUUCAAGACCUCUCUCAGUCUCUAGGUGAUGAUAGCUCUGGAGCCUUAAGUUUAACAGAGUUCCAGACACUUGGAAAUGGUCCAGGAUCUGAUGGAUCAGUUAUAACAGACACCCUUUCACCAGCGUCCAGUCCUUCAUCCAUUAAUUUUGCCACAGCUCCAGGUAGCAUAGAUGAAUCACGCAGUGGAGCAUUAAAUAUUGAAUGUAGAAUUUGUGGGGAUAAAGCCUCAGGCUACCAUUAUGGAGUACAUGCUUGUGAAGGUUGUAAGGGUUUUUUUAGAAGAACAAUUCGUUUAAAACUCAUCUAUGAUAAAUGUGAUCGCAACUGCAAAAUUCAGAAAAAAAAUCGUAACAAGUGCCAAUACUGUCGUUUUCAGAAGUGCCUGUCAGUUGGAAUGUCACAUAAUGCAAUACGUUUUGGACGAAUGCCGAGGUCUGAGAAGGCCAAGUUGAAAGCAGAAAUUCUAACGGGUGAAAAUUAUGUAGAAGAUUCAGAAAUGGCAGAUCUUAAAUCACUCGCCAAAAGAAUUCAUGACGCUUACCUGAAAAACUUCAAUAUGAACAAGGUUAAAGCCCGAAUCAUCCUUGCAGGGAAAACUAAUAACAAUCCACCAUUUGUUAUACACGAUAUGAAUACCUUGUGUAUGGCAGAGAAGACCCUGGUCGCAAAAUUGGUAGCCAAUGGAAUUCAGAACAAGGAAGCAGAAGUUCGGAUCUUCCACUGCUGCCAGUGUACGUCUGUAGAGACUGUCACAGAACUUACUGAAUUCGCCAAAUCUAUCCCUGGCUUCUCCAAUCUUGACUUGAAUGAUCAAGUGACGCUGUUAAAAUACGGAGUUUAUGAAGCCAUAUUUGCCAUGUUAGCAUCUGUGAUGAACAAAGACGGGAUGCUGGUAGCCUAUGGAAAUGGUUUUAUAACUCGGGAGUUCCUGAAAAGCCUGAGAAAGCCAUUCUGUGAUAUAAUGGAGCCAAAAUUUGAUUUUGCAAUGAAAUUCAAUGCACUGGAAUUGGAUGACAGUGACAUAUCCCUUUUUGUUGCUGCCAUCAUUUGCUGUGGAGAUCGUCCUGGUCUUGUAAAUGUUGGACACAUAGAAAAAAUGCAGGAGAGCAUUGUACAUGUACUGAAACUUCACUUGCAAACCAAUCAUCCUGAUGACAUCUUCCUCUUCCCAAAACUUCUCCAAAAAAUGGCUGACCUCCGGCAACUAGUCACAGAGCAUGCGCAGCUUGUUCAGAUAAUUAAGAAGACUGAAUCUGAUGCACAUUUACACCCUUUACUACAGGAAAUCUACAGGGAUAUGUAUUAAGGGUUUUUAGUAUUUUUUUCCACAAUAUUUAAAGACAAGAGCAAUACUGAUAACAGAUGGGAGCAAAACUGCUUGCACAGUUAUCUGCUGUUCACUCAGUCCAGACCGUGGAAAAUCAAAAAGCUGGGCAACUGGAGUGUUACACUUCUUUUGGUUUGGUAUCUUUUGUCUUCUUUUGAAAGAGUUCUGCAGAAAAAUACUGAUCAUACUGCUCAUGAAGUGUCUUACAAUGGUUCUUUAAUUUGGAAAUUUGAAGAUGGGUGAGGAAUAUGUAUUUGUAUAAUAAAUCAGAAUGUUAAGUAACAGAAAUGAACAAAAUUGUAUUUCCUCUUGGCUAAGUCACUUUAGAAUUAAUAUAACAAGUUCAGCAAAUUCUCUCCAGGUAUAUGCACAAUCAUAAAGAUUAUGCACUUUCAGCUAAUGGUAAUUACUGAGAACCAACUAACACUUUUUCUUGCAGCAGUCCAUCUAGGUGUAUUAAGUACCUGGAUAUUACUGAACAUACAAUACAAAUUUGAAAGACCUUUGAUCGGCUGCUGCUUUACUUCCAUGAAAUGCAGUACAGCUUUCCAUAGUGUUACAUUGGUUUACUUUAGGAUUAGCAUGUUUGAAAGACGGUUCUUUUAUGAAAUGAAAUGUAAUCCGAAGAGUUAGCUAAAAUACAGCAGAGAUGCUCAGGUGCUUCUUGGGAGAGAGGAUGUGAUAAAGUGAUGGAACCCUUUUCAAAUGAAAAUGUCCCUGAGAAAAAUUAUAUCAUGCUAUGUGUAUUUUGGAGAACUUGUCAUAGUUCAAGAUGUGGUUUUGACUUAAAAAUAUUAUUUGGAAUUAGCAAGAAUUUUGGAGAGACUGAAGAAUUUGAUCUUGGCCCAGAAAAAAGAAUUUCAGCUGUGCAGCAUUCUAGUGCAGUGAUAGCUUACUUUGAAGAAAUGACUUUAUAGGAAAGGCACCUUCUUUUUUUACCAGUAUCUUGGCAGUUUGGAGCUGUUUGGACCCGUUUGCUUCUCUGAUGAGUACAUUGUUUUGGUGUUUUCCAGUUAUAUGCUGGGAUAUAUUGCUUUCUGUUUCUUCAUAGGCCUUGUUGAUAUAAUUAUUAGCUAGAUUAUUUCACCAAAUUUUGUCCUUGUUGAUAUAGCCAUAGUGGCUAAAGUGACAAUAUUACCAAGAACAGCAUUCAUAGGUGUCAAUUCUGUAACAAUUAUGAAGGAGAGCAUAGGUGAGAGUAAGUUUAUAUUUUCCUGAAAGCAGACUCUUGAUUUUACACUAGUACUUAGUCCUACUGCAAAAUAAGCCAUAAGGAGACUGCUUGAUACUGCCAUUUUACAGCAUCUUUUAUCGGAGAGAACUACACAGAAGUGCUAUAGUUGCAUGGAAGACACUGUGCUAUUUCUUUUUUUUUUUUACUACAGUAAUUUCACAUUAUUAUUUCCUUAUUUUACUAUUUGUUUCAUAACACAAAGAUCUCAGGAGCCAGUCUUAGCAUUUUCACAGUAGUUCAGCUUUCAGUGGGCCAGGAGGACACUUUGUACUUGUUUUAUUGUAGCAUGUUUGAAGACUUGAGAAUCUUAAGCCGUCACUGCAAGAAUUAAGUGAGAUUUAUAUGGUUAGAACAUCACACUAUGAUUUGUAUUUUAGUCACAACGUUUGUUUUUUCUGCUGGCAUGGCUAGAUACUGGAUAAAUUACAGGUUUAAAAGGAAUUUGGUAUUUAUCCAGGUGUGGUCAUUAGCAGAGGUUUUAGUGUCAGAUGUAUUUAGUGUAACAUAUUAAAGCACAGGCCUCAAAUUUGGUGACCAUCCAGGGCAGGAUAGAAACAAUAAUGCAUGUGCACACAAACUUUCUCCCCUUACUUGUUGCCAGUUGGCAACAGGGAGAACAGGCCUUUCCUUACAGCUUCUUCUAGCACUGCCUUAAGAGAAGAUUGUUUGGUCUUGGCAGAUGAGAGAUGGGUUGUCUUUUGUGUCUUGCAGCAGUACAUAGUCUGUCCUCGGAAAUAACAAGAGAGUUUUAUCAAUGAUGCUGCUUUAUUCUUCCAGUCAAUUGUAUUUUGCUAAGGAAAUGUGGGGUUUAGGUUUAAGACAUUGAGCAUUGAAAUAAUUGAUAUGCAAUUGAUAUUGCUUACUCAAGAAAAUGUCAAAAUACCCAUCAUUCUGUGAUAGCAUACUGAAACUCUUAAUAGCCAACUGCUUUAAUUUUAUCUUCUAAAAUAAAGUAUAAGCUCAUAUUCAGUCAAAGCUCAGAUUUAUGCAGAGGGCAAAUUUCAGAGUUGUGUCCCAUAGUUUGAGUGUACUGAAGUUUCUCAGAAAAAUCAGACACAGUCUGUGUAAACAAAAACUAUUUUUCCUGCUCUUGUUCUCAAAGUGGCUAAAACACUUUACUGAAACUUUUAAAAAACAGUGGUUUAUUCUUAAGUUUUCAGUAAGUUCUCAGCAAAACUGUAAAGAAUUGAAAACAGCAUCAUUCAGAGGAAGGUAUAACAUUUAGCACUGUUAGCAGCUGCUUGUAACAAGUUCCUCUUAUCAGCAUUAGGAAAGUGUGUAAUUUGCAUCUUUCCUAUUCCAGAUCCAUUUUAUUUUGUCAUUGGAAAACCAGCAAGCACUUUUUGACUAGUUCUUUGGACAAUAAAGUUUGUGUCUGUUUUAAAUUAAAUUGCAGACCUUUAAUUAAAAAAAAAAAAAAAAGAGAGAGAGAAAGAAUGCAUCUCUGAAUUACAGGAAUAUAUACAAGAUGUUAACAUAGACUAAAAUUCUAGAUGGAUUCCUUAUCCAUUCCGAUUCAUUCUGGAUUCUGGAUGCCCACAAUGCUGCACCAUGCACAUACCCCCAGCCCCUUCAAAGGGUGACACAGGGCAGACAAUUCACGUCCUGAGUGUUAAUGAGCAAAAGAAGCUCUUAAUUUCUACGCUGCCCUUUUAACAAAGUACCUUCUCUUCUUCAGUAGGUGACUGCAGCAGGCUUUUGCCAAUUAGAUUUUGAAGCGACUCAAUUUGUGCUCAGAUUUUUAAGUUUGGAAUCUGAAGUAGUUUGAGAUAAAUUAUGGAGGAGACUUCAGCAUCUCCACCUUGUAGAGAAGAUAUAGUAUUAUAGAAUAUUCAUUCUAUGGAGGGAAUUAAAGUGAUCAGAUUUUGGGAUUAAAAGUUUAUUAAAUAUUUAAGGCCUUUUUAGGUGUGGUUUUUCUCUGACUCUUACCAAAAUAACUUAUUUUACUGCCAUAGCACUGAGGAACUCUGGUUAGCAACCAGGUGCUCACAGACAGUGUAAGACAAGAGACAACAGAAGGAUAGAGAAAAAUUCUUGGAAACAAUGGUACGACUUAAGUUUUCAACAAACCUAUGACUUAUUCAUUUUGGGGGCUUGUUUUGAGGGAUGGUUUUUAUUUAGUUUUUGGGGUGCCCUAGGUACUUUGACAAAUGAAGGAAAACCACCCCAAAGGUUCUGUGUCAAGCGGUAGGGAAAUCUGAUGUUCAUUUUCAUUUCUUUCUUAAAUAUUUGUCUUUAAAGGCUCGCUGUCUUCAGUGUAACAACACACAACUGCCAUUUUAAAGAAAUCAGUUACUUUGUAUCUUUUUCAGUUUCAGAAUCCCACUUUAAUUUUAAAAAUGCAAAUUGGCAGACAACAGAUAGGAAUGUUUUCCAGCUACAGAAAUGGAAUUUUUCUUUAUAUUUAAAGAAUUUUUUUUAUUUAAUUGCCGUUUCCAUGUGCCUUUGUACUUUGGUUCUAGCCAGCUGCUAGAAAGCCUAAGUGUUGCCAAAGAGCAUAUUUUAUAGAAGUGUAUUUUUGCAUUAUUUCUGGCCCACACAGAUUUAGGAAAUACCAGCAGUUGCACUAAGUCCAUUCUCAUGAGAGAGCAAGCACAAGAUUGCAAAUUAAAGAGCUUAUAAUAAGCAUCUAAACAUUUGUUUGUUUGUUCAAACUGCUAAAACUUGGGGAGAUUUAUCAGUCACAUGAGCUGGGUCACAAAGUAUUCAAUUUUAAUUUCUUCCUUAUUCCUAAUGGAAAGCCUGUGUGACUUUCGCACCAUUUCAGACAAAGCAGUUGAAGAUGACACUGUAGCUGUGCUGUAUCUGAAGAGGAACGAUUUCAGCUCUGUCUCUCCAUAAAAGCAUCCCUCUUAGUAAAAAUUUGCAACUACAUCUAAGAAAUACAUUUGGAGCUGUUUGAUAUUGCUGAAGCAUAAGGUCUUAAAAAACAAUCCUUCCCUGAGAACCUUAAUCCUUUAUUAAAGUGUUGAAAUGUAAAGUGUAGUGUGGUGUCUGCCACUUGCUUGUAUCUCAAGUGCUUUCUUGAUAAUCAGUUGCAUAUAAUUUUUUAUGUAGAUUUAAUCAGUUUUAUUAUCCUUCUUUUACUAGAGAUUUAAAUUAUAUGUGAGUUUGAUCUAAGUUUAUUGAUAUUGCUAUAUAUUGUGGGAUUUAUUUUUAAUUUAAUGUAAUGCCAUUUCUUCAUGUUUCAAUUUGUAAAAUACAAGAAUAUAAUUGCAAGGUAUAAACUUUCACUAAAUUAUGUUACAGAGGUGCUUUAAGAAAAAUAUGUAAAUUAUUUAAUUUAAAUAUUUGUUUCAUACUUUAUCUUGUGAACCCUUUUGUACAGUGAGGAAAGAUUUGCUUUUACAGGGUAAGGAUGAUGGGCCUGAAGUCAAAGAGAAACUGCUAUUUAUUUUCUGUCUGGUCUUUAUUACUGUAUCAUUUGUGAAGAAGUCACAAAUUUUGCAACUUAUCAGUGUUUGGUAUUGACAACUGUAACCACAUUUUAAAAUAUAUUUUCACAUAGAAAAUAGACUUCCUUUUAUUUAAUUGUCAUAAAAGUAAGUCUAGGUGAGGAAGAGCUGUAAUCCCAAAACUGAGUACAUAUUUUUAAUGUUUUAACCGAAGUUCACCAAUAUGAUAGUUUAGAGAACUAUGUUCCUCUUUGCUUUACAGUACAGUAGUUCAUUUUCCUUGAAAGUCUGAAAAGAGAGUAAAGAGGAGCUAUGUUCUUAGUUCUCCAUCACUGGUAUUUGCUGAGGAACUGACUUGUGGCUCACUAGAAAUAAGAAGGUGUAUCCAGGAUUAUUUCCUGCUACCUGCACUGAGGUUGGGCUGCAGUUUUUAUAGAUGUAAAGUAUGAAAUUCGGCAGUGCAAAACAAAAUGUUGAAAUGCCGUUGUUUGCUUAACUAUAGGAGUGUUCCCUUUAUGAUUUUAAGUAGAGAUGACUUCAGAAUCUGUUCAUAGGGAUCCUGUGUCCUGUGAUUCAGAGGUGACAAUCUUUGCCUACAGCAUUCCUGCUAAUGAAUCCUGCUAUAGAAAAAAAGUUACCUUUUUAAAAAUAUACCUUUUAUUUUACUGUAGUCAAAACAUAGCAUCUGGUAGGAACACAGUAUAUUAUAAAUGUUCCAGCAAUGAUUUAUACAUGCUGCAUUGUAUUUGUAACAGGCAAGUCUUUAUUUUCCCCAAAUCACUGCAACUUGAAAUUUUCACAUGAUCAGUGUCACCAUACAGAUUCGUUGCCUACUAAAAUGUUUGUGUCAUAUUUGUAAAAGCUCUACUGGACUUUCUGGUGGUAACCUACAGCUACUUCUCAAUUUCAUAGGCAGCAACGAAAAAAAAACCCUGUAAAAUGUUCUCACUUUACACUGUAAAUACAUGAUACAAAUUAGUUGUUAACUAAACCCAUCCUAGGGCAAGGGCGUUUCCUUUUUCUUUUGUUUUCUCUAACGUGCUUACAGGUUUUUUAAAUAAUUUUCAGCUACUGUAACUGGUUUGGGUUUUUAUUUUCUUGAACUCUUUAUUGUGUUAGAGGAUCUUGUUAGAUUCAUUUGCAAGGAUUUUUCCAAACAGAAUUCCUAUUGCAAGGACCUCAAUUUCAGAUGAGUUGCGUCUGCCCAGGGGAUAGGCUGCACGCACAAAAGAGAUUAAUCUGAUUACAGGCUGGGCCUUAAAUAAGGACUGCAAGCUCAAGCAGAAGGUACUUAAAGAUGUUUUUAAGUAUUUUGGUAUAUUUACUCAGGUUGGACGUGCAGGUACAGUAAUCCCUAUUGUGGAAAAGACACCAGCCUUAUGAUCAAUGCAAGAAGCUUCAGGGCAUUCUUUACACUUGAAAGAAAAUGAAGAGGUGGUAUGAGAAAAUAUUAACCAGCUGAAAUAUUGGCAACAUUCAAGUACUGCAUUCUACUCCUACUGUGUAGGAGUGCUGUAUAAUCAUUCAAACUCUGUUUGUGAUGUGCGACAGGAAUUGUAAGAAGGUUAACAAAUCUUCUGGUGGAUGAUUCAUAUGCGAAUAACCACGCAGAGUGCUGGUCCAAGUCCACACUUGGUUACCUCUGGCUCAUUCAGAUACUCUAGGUCUAUUUUGCCACACAGCAGCGUAGGGUUGCCUUCGUGGACACACAGUGCCUUUGCCCUCCUGGUCCUAGAAGUUUUUCACGGUGCCAGGUAUCCAUGGGCACUCACCAGCAGUGCCCUUCAGCAGAGGGUUCCUGAGCAGACGGCUCCUGUUCUUCUGCCGGUGGCAUCUUGCACAGGUAGCGCAAGGGCACUGCUUCUCAUCGUGUCAUCCCUCUCCCCUGGGAAAUGAGUCCUGUGGGAUAGGUGGAUAUGUGAUGCCAUGGCUCCAUCUCAGUAGCCACAAAUAGUUUUCCUCUCAUUUCAGAAGUGGAAGAACAUUUAUGGCUUUAGUUGUUUCUUUAGUAAUAACAAAUCUAAUUAAAGUUUUAAUACUACAGAUUUUAACAAGAACACCCUUCAACUGUUUGACAAAGUGGGUUUUACCUGCUUCUCAUUUCAUAUUGCUCCUGCGAUUUCACAGCUUUUAUAAACAAUUGCUCUGAAUUUUCUUUAGGAAUGUGACACAAGGUUUAAUUACAUCAUGAUGUUAAAAUACGUUAUCGUGUCUUAAAUUGUCUAUUAUCUGAUAGAGCACAAAAAGAGCACAUUUUUGUUAACGAUGCCAAACCCUAAUCACUAGAGCUAACAAGCGUUUAAUUAAAUCAAGAUAUCAAUAUUAAAGGAAAAAAAAAUUCCAGAUCAUUGUUUCCAGUCACCUGUGUUUUUAGGAGGUUUUGGGUGUGUUUCAUUACAGUGAAUAUAGAACUUACAAAGACCAGACAUUUCUUGCAGGGAGUAGUCAAACCUAAUUCUCAUGGAAUGCUUGUUUCCUAGUAAAAUGCGACUAAUUCAAGCCAAGUUCCCAAGUUUCUUUCUGUCAGAGCAAUGCAAAUGACAUUUUCAAGAAAGAAUGAAAGCCCUGGUCUCACAGGGAUUUAUAGGAAAGACGAAGUCUCUUGCAUUUGUGAAUGUAAAAAUUACCUACGGCUAAAUAGGAUGAUGGGUUCUCAAAUGUUACCACCCUACUGAUCUAGCAUGAGAAAACUUGAACUAAACAUUUUUCUUCUUUUUUUACACUGAUUUUUUUCUUUUCCGUCUCAUUCAAAAAUAAGAGGUCAAAUUCAUAGUGUUUGUAUAGAGACCAGUAGGAACCUGUGCGCUUUAAAAAAAAAAAAAAGGUCAUCCUUUAAGAUUGAAUGUAAACACACAAUUUGAAAUAUGGUUCUGCCUUAAUGGUUUUUAAAAA